GGGCAGGCAGUCUUUAUGGCGUCAACAAAACACCGGCGGCGGCCCCCACCAGCCUACUCUGAUGGCGAAGAAAAGUGGCAUCCUGUUCAGGGUGUUUCUCAAGCCCUCGUUGCAAGCGUCUGGCUACGACAACUUCAACUCACCGGAUGGCCCGUCGGCUAUGAGCUCUUGACUAUCAAAGUAGACGACGCAAAAUAUCAUGUUCUAUGUGGGCAUCCUAGUGGAGCUCGAUUUACUUCCCCAUCCGAGUUUAAACCUCAUUUGGAAUGGCUCUACGAGCAAAAGAGUGAUUGUCUCUGUCUAUUAUGUGGAACCCCUCAAUAUAAACCGAAGAACAUCGCGCGGAAUAGGAGCUCUCUCCCCGGUCAACGCUGGCCGCUGCAUAGAGGGGCAAAGUCCACCAGAAAUUUGGCUGGACUGCCAUGGCAUUUAAGACCCGGAGCGAGUGCUCCAAGCGCCAGCUACUCACAAUGGAGCACCAGCAUAGAUGAACGAACAAAGAGACCAUCAGUGAAACAAGAAACCGUAGAAACUAAUCCCAGACCUUCACCGGUGCCAACAUCACGAAAGCGAUCUAGUAGCACUGUACGAGAUCCUCCGACGUGCCGAUCACAGCAUGAGAUGGUUUCAAAAAGUGUACAGUCUGCGAACUCCUUCAAAGUAGUUCGUGAAGGUUCACUUGAGGUUAUCGUUCUCGAUGACAGCUCCGAAGAGACCCAAUCGGACAGUUCUGUACCGAGUCCAAAGCGGCGAAAGAAGAAGACUUUGAGCUCCAAAGCUGAUGUAUAUGGUGAAAGGGAUGGUAUCCUGACUAUGGAUGAGAGAGUCGCCACCACAAUCGUCACACGCUCGAAACACAAGGAAGCAUUGUAUAACCCAAUCCCCCACACUCCCACUACACCCACACCAAUUGCUACACCCCGGUCGGCCACCCCUCCUAUAAUUGUCGCCGCCUGGGAUGACUCGCCCCCUCCGCCACUGCCACGUAGAAGUGCCCGCAACAGUACUAUACGUACGCCAUCCCGACCACUAUUCGAUGGUAGCAAAGAUGUAAAAGAGUACCUAAAGGAGCUAGCCGACAAUCAUGCUCCAAUAUUUCCCUUGCCAAAGAAUGCCAUGGAUGCUCUCAUACCGGGAUGGCUAAGAAAAAGGUCGUGAACGUUAAUGGUGCUGGAUUGUUCUCCACAUGAGUUGAUUAGCACAUCCAAUUGAACCGAACAUCUGUAAUAUAAUGGAUACAUUCAUUGCACAUC
Messenger RNA from Spizellomyces punctatus DAOM BR117, 1253 nucleotides. RefSeq lists its product as uncharacterized. The record is from RefSeq and is a predicted model, not a curated record. Bases 16 to 1158 code for a protein of 380 amino acids. The transcript has 2 exons. NCBI's taxonomy places the organism in Eukaryota, Fungi, Chytridiomycota, Chytridiomycetes, Spizellomycetales, Spizellomycetaceae.